GCUGACGCGGGAGGAGGGGAUUCCAGCCCCCCCAGCCACAGGAAGGCUCCGGGUUCAGGCCGGCUCAGAGGCCAGGAGGAAGGAGCAGGGCCGGGUCCUGGGACCAGCAGAAAAGGAGCCCCAUUGGAAUCGGGGCCCCCCUUCUCAGAGCACCGAGGCCGGAGCCCCGCGACAUGUCAGGGGUGCUGCCCACCCUGGUGGCCAUGCUGUGGGGGGGGAUCCUGGGGGCCGGGGGGCAGGGAGCCAAGCCAGAGAGCCGGGGUGUCUGUGCCCGUCACACCCUGCGGGUCCCCCUGGUUUACAACGAGACCUUCGCCCGGCCGCUGCACCAGCCCUACCUGACCCUGUGCCCCGGGGGACGCAUCUGCAGCACCUACAGGACCACGUACCGUGUGGCCCUGCGUCAGGUGACCAGGGACGUGCUGCAGACCAGAGCCAUCUGCUGCCAGGGCUGGAAGAAGAGACACGUGGGGGCCAACACCUGCGAGGAGGCCGUGUGCCACAAGCCCUGCCAGAACGGGGGCGUCUGCACCAGCCCCGGCCGCUGUCAGUGCCGACCCGGCUGGGGGGGGCGUUACUGCCACGUGGAGAACCCAGGCGUCCUGCCCCACUGCAAGGGUCUCUCCUCUCCAGAUGUGGACGAAUGCCGCUCGCCCGUCCCGCUCUGCUCCCAGCGCUGCCUCAACACCCCGGGCAGCUUCCGGUGCGAGUGUGAGCCCGGCUGGGCCCCGGGGCCCGACGGGACCGGCUGCCACCCGCUGCCCACCGCCCCAGUGCGGGACCCCCCCGCCCCGGAGCGGCUGACCAGGCAGGUGCUGGAGCUGCAGCUGCAGAUGGAGAAGCUGGAGGAGCGCGUGGAGCGGGCCCUGGGGACCCUCCGCCGGCUGCUGCCGCCCCCCCUGGCCGAGCUGGGCCCCGACGAGGCCGCCGAGCUCUGGAGCCGCCUCCGGCACCUGGACCGGCUCGACUCGCUCAGCGACCAGCUCCUGCUGCUGGAGGAGAGCUCCUGCCAGGACGGCAGAAACGGGUUCGGAUACGAAGUGAACCGGUGA
Caretta caretta (loggerhead turtle) is the source of this 1052-nucleotide messenger RNA. NCBI's taxonomy places the organism in Eukaryota, Metazoa, Chordata, Testudines, Cheloniidae. The record is from RefSeq and is a predicted model, not a curated record.